UGUAUACAGGGAAACGACCUGUUUAGACAGUUGUACUCAUCAUCAGCAAGAAAGACAAAUCUCAAGAGAGCCUGAGUGUCUGAUGUUCAUGGUCACUCAGUCCCACACUCACCAUGGCUUGGACAAAAUACCAGCUCUUUCUCGCCGGUCUGAUGCUCACCACAGGCUCUAUUAACACACUCUCCGCAAAAUGGGCUGAUAUGUUCUCUGCACCUGGAUGUAAUGGUACCCCAGUUCAUGCCUUCUCCCACCCUUUUGUACAGGCUGUGGGAAUGUUUUUGGGAGAGCUGUCCUGUCUGGUGGUGUUCCACAUUCUCCUUUGUCAUGAUCGGUGCAAACCUGAGCCCACGAUGGAUCCGGGCCAAAGUUUCAACCCCCUACUUUUCCUCCCCCCUGCCCUUUGUGACAUGUUGGGAACAUCCAUCAUGUAUAUUGCACUGAACAUGACCAGCGCCUCUAGUUUCCAGAUGCUGCGAGGAGCUGUGAUCAUCUUUACUGGACUGUUGUCUGUAGCGUUCUUAGGACGGCGACUGCAGCCCAGCCAGUGGAUUGGGAUCCUAGUCACCAUCCUUGGUCUGGUGGUGGUUGGCCUGGCUGACUUUCUGAGUGGCCAUGGGAAUGACUCCCAUAAGCUCAGUGAGGUUAUCACAGGGGACCUUUUGAUCAUCAUGGCGCAGAUUAUUGUUGCAGUCCAGAUGGUCCUGGAGGAGAAGUUUGUUUACAAGCACAAUGUGCAUCCACUGAAGGCUGUUGGGACUGAAGGUUUUUUCGGAUUUGUCAUCCUCUCUUUGCUCCUCAUCCCAAUGUUCUACAUCCAUGUGGGAAGUUUUGCAGACAACCCACGGCAGGUCCUUGAAGACGCGUUGGACGCCUUUUGUCAGAUUGGUCAUAAGCCUCUCAUUUUACUGGCACUUCUGGGCAACACUGUGAGCAUUGCCUUCUUUAACUUCGCUGGCAUCAGCGUCACCAAGGAAAUAAGUGCCACCACUCGCAUGGUGCUGGACAGUCUGCGUACUGUGGUCAUCUGGGUCAUGAGUUUGGCGCUGGGUUGGGAGGUAUUCCACGGCCUACAGAUUUUAGGCUUCAUCAUCCUACUCCUUGGUACAGCGCUGUACAAUGGACUGCACAAGCCCUUGAUGGCCAAAUUGCCCUGCUGCCCUGGAGAGCAGAGAGCAGAGGAGGAAGAAGCCCCAGAGAGAGAGAGGAUGCUUGGUGAAGGAAAAGCUGCAAAUGAGAGCUAAUAUUGGACUUUGAACAAAAUGCUGUCCACAAAGCAUUUUUGUUUUUAGUUUUAACUGUUAUUUCCAUUUUAAGAAAGAAUAACGUUUUAGUAUUGUUUUAGAGUUUGAUUGGGAUGCACGAUAUUAUCGGACUGAUACUGAAACGGAUAUGAAAAAUGAUGCUGAUAUGUCUUGCCGAUAAGAGGAAUGAAUACCUUAACUCACAUGUGCU
Molecule: messenger RNA, 1452 nt
Organism: Sinocyclocheilus anshuiensis
Lineage: Eukaryota; Metazoa; Chordata; Actinopteri; Cypriniformes; Cyprinidae
Product: solute carrier family 35 member F6-like
Exons: 6
Coding region: 114-1241 (375 amino acids)
Biological process (GO): transmembrane transport
Cellular component (GO): membrane; intracellular membrane-bounded organelle
Molecular function (GO): transmembrane transporter activity
Source: RefSeq, a predicted model, not a curated record